CCCUCGAAGAAUUAUCGGAAAAGAUCCAAGUUAAAGAGGAUAUCAAAUCAAAUAAAAUGCCCAGUGGAUCACGUAGUCGUCGAAACAAGAGGAAGCGUCAGCGGAGACAAGCUCAGAACUGGAAGGAAACUGGUCGCAAAAAUGAUGAGCGAGACUCUGCUCAAACGAGUGAGAACGACGAGGCUGAAAACACCGACGAUGCCGAGUUGACGAUAACGACCGAGCAAAAAUCAACUAAUGACGAAUUUCCUAUCGCUGAAAAUCUGUCGUUUGGUCGAGGAAGGAUGCUGCGCGAAAAAAAUCGCUGUAAAAUUGAAAAAAAAACCUUGGACACCAAUACUCAGAUUUGUGAAAUAACAAGCCUCGUUCGCAGUGAGCCCUUGGAAGCCAAACUCGAUCAUAUCGCUGGUGUGGGGAUCAUCGAGUCUUCUCGUGCACCAGACGAAAACGUGAGCGUCUCGGAGCCCAUCGAGCCAUGCGCUCCUCUGCCCGAGAGCAUCAUCAAAAGAGUCGAAAAUCUGCCGAGUAGCAGUAGCAACAUGGCUGUGUCUAUUCGCGACCGCGUCGAAAUUCGCGAAGUGACAGAGAGCGAGGCAGACGAGGCACUGGUUGGAUCUUGCAGAAAAGACGAAGCUAUCGUGGUCGAAGCAGAAUCAGAUUUGGAGAGAGAAUCGAGCUUAGAAGAACAAUUAAGUCACGAAGAAGAAAGAGCGGGGACAGCAACAGCAGCAUCGGCGACAACGUCGAAAACGGCGGCAGCGGCAACGGCGACGGCAAUGACGUCAGGCGAGAACGACGAUAUAAUGUCGUGGGAGAUGGAGAAACAAUUGCGCAACUUUAUCGAAACUUUGAGACUGCCCGGUGCGCUGCCGCCAACUGCGCUCUAUAGUGCCAAGUUUCCCGAGAGCGACGUAAAUUCCAGAAGCUGCUUGGCGCGUGGGCAAAGUAAAUCUUAUUUGCGAAAACGUGCCGAUGCUGCCGCUGCGGGUUCGUCGCUUCAGUCACAAGUCAGCCUAGAGUCGUGCAGAAGCUUGGAUAUUAUUCAGGAGGAGGCUACGCUAGAUACCGAUAACAGGCACAUAAGGGACUUUAUUAACGAGCAGAUCAGCAAGAGCCGCAGAGAGCCAAGAGGCGAGCUUGCAGGCAGAAAUUGGGUUUCUAGCGCGAUGAGCGGCCAACAAGACGUCGGGCAAGAAAAUAAACAGAAAAAUUGUGAUACAGUGGGUGAAGACGACGUUGACUGUUGCAUAGCAAGCCCAGCCAGCGACGUCGUGGAGAAAAAUCAACAACUUAUCUGUGAUAAUGUAGUUUGUAGCGAACCUAAAUUAGCCGUACCUUUAGAGACUAGUUGUCCAAAUAAACAGGGUGAUGAGUGCGUGAUAUAUACAAGUGAAUCUAGUCGUGAAAUACAGAGCGUCGAUGACCUAAUAUACGAAAACAAAAGUGAGCGCGACGCUAAAAUAAACGGGCGCCCGAGUAGUUUUACUGAAAAUAAUUCAAAUGAUCUCAAAAGCAGCUAUACGCAAAGACACGACAGUGUGAGUUCGGAAAAUGAGUCGGAAUUUCAUUAUUCCGAGGAGAGCGAAGAUAAUUGUCGAUUGAUCAUAACCGACAUAAAGGACGAGGAUGUCGACGAUUUUUUCGCCGCCAAGCCGACGAGAAUAAAAAAGCGUCGAAAGAAAAAGUCCGACAUCGACGAGCCUUUCGUUGGUAAUAAUUUACACGAUUUUUUCGCGAGACACGGCUUGGAGAGGAGCAAUUCAAUAAACUUGGAAACCAUCACUGAAAACAUAACAACGUCCUUCGACAGCGAUGAAAAUGAAAACAAAGAUCCCGAGUCGCAACAAAUGCCAUUCGAACGGCAAAAACCGUGCACGCGCGAAGUGCCGUUUUUCGAAACUUUAUUCUUCGAAAACAUGCACGAUCCAUCGGGGCCGGCUAGUAAUAUCGUUUUCAUUCAGGAGAUGGGCCCAGCGGACUUUCCAUUCUAUCCGGGCCCUCUGCCAGCCGAGUACUCGAGGUAUCACGAUCAGCCGCUCGCCGAGUCGGGCGGCGACGAGCAAGAAGCCGUAGAGUCGCUCGUGCGGCUACUCUUGGCCGCCGUAUCUAAAAACGACGACAUACGACACGAGGUUCAAAAUAAACUAUCGCUCUGCGACCUUGAGAAAUUACCAGCGAGCAUUCGGCUAGCAGCGAGCGAACUAAUGGAACCCCGAGCGGUCGUUAGUGAAAAAUCGAGUGGCGAAGGAUUGCGCAACAAUGCCACAGUCGAUGAGCCGCAACGGGCCAAUAGCGCACUUGGCAUUGACGAGAUAACGACUGCUGAAAUAGCUCCGAUUGGCCGAUCGAGCGCCGAUAAGGACGGAGUUGCAUCGAUGAGCUUUUCGGAUUAUAUCGAUGAUCCCCUACUCUCGCCCUCGCUCAUAAGCUCGAUCGACAAGCGGCAGCGCGAGAAAAAUGCCUUUGAAUUUCCCGCGCGAGACUCGUCGGCGGAUAGUGCCUCGAAACAACAGCAAAACUCGACCGUAGAUUGCAAAAAUUACGAGCUUUCUCCGUCCGCAGUGGGUAUACCGACGAAAAAUUCGCCCGAUGCGAAAUUUGGAAAGGAGCCAAGAAACGAGGAAAUGUCGCCUCUGACGCCAGAGGUAGUUUCAAAGGCAGCGGACUCGCAAGUAGAGCCAAUACCGGCCGGUGACUAUCUGCACUACGUACAUCCAAGUCCGACUAAAUUUAGCCCUGAUUUUAAUUCGCAUAGUACAGUGGACCAACGGCAGCGGCAUCAGCAGCAGCCUUUGCCCCAUUCACUGAGAGACCUAUGCAUAGAGAAGAUCAUGUCACUGCCUGCUGGUGAACAAAUCAUCGGUCUCAUGGAAACGCCCGAGCACAACGUGUUUCGCGAUCUAGACGUUAUGCCAGAUUCUCUUAGGGUCAAGGACUAUGAUUUUUCUCCCAUGUCCGUAGACGCUGUUAACAGGGGAAAGAUUACACGAAAACAUUCGCAAGAGAGAUUCCAGCCGCUCCCGGUCAAGCACGAGAAUUCCUACAUCCAUCGACAAAAAAAUAAGCCUUGGACAGGUGUACCUACGAUGGAGGAUCCGAGCGUACUGUUGUGCUUGUCACCGUCGCAACAAGCAUCAGAGAUGAAGACUUCCGCGGACAAUCUUCUCGAUCUGCAUUCUAAAUUUGUGAAUCGGCGCAAGUACCACGACGACGAGCCCAAGCCUCGUCCUCUAGCCUCUUACUUCGUCGAUGUGACUCCCAUUGAAAUGUCACAAGAAGCUCCGGAACCUCGAAUUAAAUCUGACUCGAGUCGUUUACUGAAUAUCAUUAAACAAAAUCCCAUUCGUCCGAAAAGCGAACCCAAUGGUUUCGCACCCCUUGACAUUUUACAAACUCAGCAAGAGGUCCCUAUCAAUUUUGAUGAAUUGCAACGGUUGAGAGCUGAAAGACUAAAUACUUGGUUUUACAAUAUGAACAAUUCCAUAAUUCCUCAUAGUUAUAAUGUCCGAACAGAAAAUGCAAAUGUAUCGUUGGAAUGCGAUGAUCAUUUUGCCCCUCAAAGAACUUCAACGCCGUCGCUGGAAAGUAAAAUACAGCCUCAUCAUUUUAAGGCACACGAACCUGGUUAUAUUAAUCCUGCUCUUAUUAUAAAAGAUGAGUCAGAAGUAAUGAGCAGCAAAGGAGCCGAACUUGAAUUGAUUGAUAAUUGUCACGAUGUAAAUGAAGAAUUGGACGAUGUCAAUGAUGUGGUUCCGAAAAAUCUCGAAAAUCCUGACGUUCUCAAGCAAAUGACCACAAAAGAAAUAAUGGCUAGUUUGAAGGAGCUUCAAGAUAAUAUGAAAAUUAACAAAAAAAAUCAUAAAAGAUACUCCUUGCCCGAAGAAUAUUUCGAAGAACAAUUGAAAUACAUCGAAAAUUUGGAGAAUAAAUUGCAAGAACUAAUCAUCGCUGAAGAGGAAAAUAAGUCACUCGAAAAAUUCGUGAAACAUGCAAAAAUGAAAAAAGAAAAAUCAAAGAGUAAGCGUAAACCUUACACAAUUCUAGAAGUUAGUUUUUUGAAUAAGCCUCCGACUAAAGAGAUUUCAAAGCAAGAUGAAACGAAAGAAGAAUCGGAAGUCAAGAGAGACGAUAAAUACAUAAUCGAAAGCCAAGUAAAUUCGAAGAGAAGCAGGCCAGAUGCAACAGUCAAUUCAAAAAAGGUAGAGAUAAAGGAGGAAUGUCGCAAGAGCAUCGCGGUCGAUAACGACUCCUCGGAAGACGGCAAACUGAAAAAGUUCCUGCGAGAUCUGCACGAUCCGAGCCUCGACGAUCCUCCGUCGGAAUCAGUGAAAAGUGCGCCCAGCAAGCAGCAGAGCAUUCCGAUGCCUCAACGGCCUUACUCGAUCGCGGUCAUCCCCAACGGAGAGGUGUUCCGCCAGCAGAUGUACAACGAGUACGUGCACAAAGUCAUGGAGCGCGAGGUGCGGAAGCAGCGCCGCGUCAUAAAGAUCACCGGCCACAGGUCGGAGCGCGCGAAAUUACGCGCCGACGAUCUCAAUAAGGUGGAGCAGGAAUUCAUCGAGAAGGCCAAGAGUCGGAUGCAUCGAUACGGCAUCAAGCUGGACGACAGCGACUCGGAGGGCGCCGAUAGCGUCGCGUCGGCCAAUCCCGGCGUGCUGCUCGACGGCCAAACAAUCAGGAAUGCCAAGAUUCUGCCGAAACACUUGCAAGAAUUCCUCGAGAUCUCGGCUAAAGACGAGCAAGUCAAAUUGGAAAACGAAAUCAUUGCCCCAACGUUCAAAGCGUUGUCGGCAAAACCAGGAGUUUGGUCACCGGGAAGUAGUACGUCAAAGCCGCUGCGACAGUCGAGUCCGGAGCGCAGCCACAAAAGCGAAAAAGAUGAUCCGAUCCCGUCGGUUUGGACGCCAUCGAAUGCCAAUCCUAGUCCUGUGCCCGAAAGAAAGGAGUUCCGUCCUGUGCAGUUCGAGAGCCCAGUGCUAAGUCGAAAAAAAUACACGCAGCAAUCGCCAAGGCAAGAGUCAGCCCCAACAGUUCCCUCACCUUCGUCUUCUUCGGCAACUAAUCCUUGGCACGAGGAAAUACAGAAAAAGGAGUCAUCGACUCAAAUCCUUCAACACAACAGCAGCAGCAGUACGUCGUCGCAACGAAUCGUCAAUUCGUAUUCGGCACCGUCGCAGGGUCUCAACUCGUUUUCAUCUACGACGACAACUACUACGGCUCAAACGCCAAGGCUGCCUAGAGCACAAAAUCCCACCAUAACUUUGCUACAGAAAGCGCGAGAAGGACACAUACCCAAGGGAGCAGCUUAUCUCGACGAAGCUGAUCAUUCUGCUCCUUUAAAAGAAGAUAAGCCAUUGUUGAGUCCCGGUGAAGUCAAGUACACAUUCAAGAGCGGUUACGACAGUGAGCCUGAUUUGAGAAAUUCAUCGCCCAGGAGGAUCGUUCGAAAAACUCCGAGAAAGUACGAAGGUAUAGGUCCGACAACUGGCAGUGGCAUACCCAUCUGUAUAAGAUCCGAAGUAAAAGAACCAAACCAAGCUAAGUGGUACAAACGAAUGUACGAGUCGCUGCAUCGCGCUCCUAAGAAGGACGACUAUGUAACUAUUCGCUACAAACCACACCGAGGCACCCAGACUGGAUACAGUGGUACGUCAAGUGGCUAUCUGAGCGAACCCGAGCCCACGCGCAAUUACGACAGAUCAGCAACCCUCGACAAUCGUCGGCAGAGACAGCGCAAUAAGGAAAAUGAUUACUACAAUUCAACUCUACCCAGAGGUGCUGGCGGACGUGUGAACGGUCAUUACUCGCCCGAAACAUAUCACCUGCAGCCAGGCCGAAUAGAAGAUUACGUACCAGGAAAUUGUUCGAUUCAGGAGAAGGAAACCAAAGAGCCACCGUCGGCUGACAAUCUCAGUUGGGAGAAGCGCAAGUGGUGGGACGAGGUCAUGGACAUUUUUGACGGGUGGUUGGACGAAAAUGGACACGAAAUCCAGGCCAAUGCCACCACGAACGACAACAAUAGCGCAAGCAACGAGCAAAACAAUCGCCGUUCAAUCGAAGCGACGACGCUGACGACGACUGCUCCGAAAUUGCAACGGUCCUCGAGCGCUCGACCCGCCCUGCAAACGCAUCGUCUCUCGUCGCUCCAAAAUAACGUAAGCAGUAGUAGCGGUAUCAUCAGGUCCUCGUCAUCCUCUUCAUCGUCCUCCCGCUCAUUGCGCGUCACCGGCUCGAGCUUGAACAAUCAUCAUCAGAAGCGACGCUCGGUCGCGGGCAACGACGAGAACAUACGUCGCGAUCUCGAGCAGCAGCGGCUCCGUCAGACUCGCUUGCUCGAGAGCCUUUACGAAUUGACGAGCCGACCCCGGAGCGGAUCGGUCGGGGAUCGUAUCAUCAGGCCGCUGGACGAGUGGCCUUAUCAACAGCAGCAGCAGCAAAAACAGCAACAGCAGCGCCGACAGCUGCCCCAGAUACCGGCUCACCUGCAGCAGCAGUUGCAGCAGCAGCAGAUAGCGCUCCAGCAGCAAUUGUCGUCGUCGGCCUCGUCGUCGUCCUCCGUCACGAACUCAUCGUCCACGAACGGCACAUCAUCGGCUGCGGUAGCGCCACCCACUUCUUCUUCUUCUUCCGCCUCACGCCUGCCAUUCGAGCAGUCCAACUCGCACUCACCCAAGUCGUAUAUGACCCAUGCGUUGAAGGAGUCAGGCUACGAGAGUGACUCGACGCUCGUCUUCCGCAGACGCGAAGAUGUUAGUCCACUGAGUCCCAUCGAGCAGAGAAUAGCCUAUAAAACAGUUCAAAAAGGCGGUGACGUGCCUCUGCACGGCUUUCGCAAGCUUGCUCCCGAGCGUCCCAAAGACGAUACGGAGAUCGAAUACUACCCGAUCUCGUCAUCAUUAACGAGACUUCGCGGCAGUUGCAGCACAUCGCCGGCAUCGUCAACUUCGUCGAUGAGCGUCUCGCGCAUCCCAGUCAGUUCAAUGGCGUCGAGACGAGCCAUGAAAAAUCACGAGAGCCCAAUUCGCCGAAACACCUUUAUCACCGUCGCGAGCUCCACCAUUCACAAUAACAAUAAUAGUAGCGCAAAAAUACCCUCGCCGCCGAAGCGUAAAUCAUCGCGCAAUAAUCGCACGCUCAAACUCUAUUCUAGCUCGUCCACCGCGAAAACCUCUUCCGAUACUUUGCAAAUGUCCAACGUUCGUCUAUUGAGGGAGAAACUCAGAUCGAAUCUCGAUAAGGAAAAGGAAGACUUUCGCCCGAAAAUCAUCAGAACUUCGUCCUCGAGUCCAGUGCUGAUGACGAGACGCGCCAUCAACGACGUUUACGGCAACUUGAAAAAGAGAGGCUCGGCCCCUUGUCUGACCAAAGUCGGUGACUCGUACGUCAGUCGCAUGCGAUCGCGAAUUUGUGAUUCGGUCAGUCCUGUCAGCAGAUCGCCAAAGGUGCCGAUUCUGAGGAAAACCAGCGAGAUAAAAGCCUCGAUGGAGAAAUAUCCCUCUCGUAUAUCCUUGAGCGACUCGUCAAAAAGUACAAACAAAGUUUGUAACUACGCUUCCAAGACGAAAAUCUCAUCUUCGUCGUUGGCUUCGCCGAAAAAAGAAACAAAAGCUCGUGCGCUCAAGCGAGAUCAGGACGAGUCUUGUCGCCGGCUAAGUAGGUCAAAGCAAGAUUUGACGUCUUUGACAGAAUCUCGAAGAACAAUCCAUCGGCAAAAAGAAAAACAAAAGUACUCGAGCAAGACGCUGCCGACUGGGGCGUUACUCAGUAGUUCGCAGAGAACUUCGACUUUCGACGACGGUAAAAUGACCUGUGACAACAGAUUGGACGUGACGACGCUCUUGUACUCGCCGAGCAAAAAAUUAACGGAUUACAAGGAGUCGACAGUGUCUUCGAGACAAAAAAGUAUUUUGACGGGAAAUUCCAGCGAUUGCGAGAAAAAAAGGACAAGAAGUAAACCAGCGUCGAUGAAAAAAGUCGAACCAAGGAGAAGUUCGAUGAUCAAUCGAGCUGGUAAAAAUCUGGAACUAUCCAGUAAAACCUGUACGAAGAGUCGCAGUCGUCACGCUACGAAUAAAAUUGGGCAUCCAGAGAAAAUGAGGACUUGCGAGCGAGUCACCGUUUCAGAGAUAAUCACGCCGACUUUGACCGCCGAUCUUCUGAGACAACAUCAGGAGACCAUGUCCGACUCUUUCUUUCAACAUCUGUUUCUAAAAGAUGUGAAAAUUGAAACAACAGAACCUUGUCCCACUAGAAACUCAUCGGUACUGGACCGCGCGCGAAUGUUUCAAGAAGUAUCUUACAACGAUCAUUGCAAAUCCGAACCAUCUCUCAAAUCUUUAAACAUCUACUUGACUCACAAACGACCGGUUUCUAAUUCGCGCUUCCGAAAUUGGGAGCAGGAAAGCAUAUCUUCCCGAAGCUCCAGUCCUUGCAAUAGCCAUUCGAGAAUCAGCAAGUUUGAGAGCAUCACGAGAAUCGACGACGUUGACUACGUUAGAGACAGAAGCCCCAGUCCUACUCAUGAAUUGCCCAAGGAGAGAAGUCUCAGUGAACCCCCGAUUAAGUCAUUGAGGGGUAGUCCUGAUCCAGCGGCUCGUAGAUCUCCCUCCUUGUCACCGGUGAGGUCACCUUCCUGUAGGAGAAUACAAAACUAUCGUCAAAGUUACUUGGAGAGUGUGAGUAAUGGAUUGUCAAAAAAGUACAAAGCUAAAAGUGCCAGUGAUAUGGAUUCUAUCAAAAGUUUCAAGCAAACAUCAUUUGGUUCUAAUUUAUCUCUCACCAGAAGUACGAACUCAUUGAUGAAUUUCCCCACCGAUCGAGGAGAAUAUCAGAAAUACAUUCUAGAAAGACGCCACUCGAGGCAAAAAUCCAAGCGCUAUAAAGAUUUGUACGAUUUUUAUUCAAAUUUAGAAAAAAUGGGCAAACUAGAGCGAACAACGUCGUCCGGCGAACUUUUUGUCAACCAAAAAAAUGACGAGAUAAUCGAUUACGAGCUUUGGAAGCAAAUCAGAGCUAAAGAAAAAGCCAAACAAGAACUAAAAGAUGUGUACCGAAAACUGAGACAAGCCGAAAGAGAAAACGACUUUUUAUUUUCUACGAGGGACGUUAGUUCGCAAAAGUGGCGCGGCGACAGCAGUUUACGAUGCAAGGAAAGAUCCGUGGACAAUAUUCGAGAGCAAUUCAAAAAGUUGGAAAAAGAGCAGAGUGAAUUGGAGAUGUCAAGGCAGCGAGAAAUAGCCGCCAAGAAAGAUACUUACAAACCUCUGUGGCGCGGCAGCUCCGUGAUCAAUGUGGCCAACAGCUUGACCAGAAGAGCCGCGGAAAAAUCCGACCAACUGGAUAAAUCAUCGGUCCAGGCCUCCCUGCAACGCAGCCUCGGCGGGAGCAAUAAAUUCUGGAGCAGUUUAUCGCUCGAGCAAGUUACAGCAUUGAAAAAUCAAUUGAACGAUAUCUACGGUAACGAUCCGGUCGUGCCGAAAAAGACGCUCGCGCCGAAACGUCCCGAUCCCCCGGUAGCCUCUUACACCAAGCAAGUAACGAGAGAAUGCAUCGUGUCGGACAGCGAACAAUCCAGCUUCGCCAUUUCCGAAUUCGAAAUAAUCGUGCCGAAGAAGGAGGCCUCUUCGGGCGCGGAAAAAGAUUUGGGAUUACACGUGCGAUGCCACUCGAUGAUCGCUUCGGAAAGAUCGAGGCAAAGGGACAAUUCCGACGUGAUCAAGCGCAGCCGAUCGAUCGGCCACGUAACCAGUUUCGAACGGUCUCACUGCGAUUCGGUAGUUCAGUCGUCCGACAUGACCGAGAGAGAGAAGAAGAGAUUGUCGUUGACUCUUGGCAAGGAGAUGCUCGAAAAAGUCGCUCAGACCAAGACCGUGACCCCCCGCGAAACUAGAGGUGCUCUCGCGGCUGCUUCGGCCAAAUGCGUGCCACCGAAGACAAGCCCAGUUUGCAGCCAAGUUUAUAAAGAAAAAGACGAUUUUUUGUUGGUUCUCACGAUGGCCGACGAUGCUCCCGAUAAAAAAGAUAGGAUAGAAAAGAGAAUGACCGACUGGAGCGUCAAGGUGGAAAAAGAAGGCGCCGACCAGAUCGACAGUACGACCGAGAGCUCGGAUACUUCGGUCAAAACUGUGCUGCACCGCAGCAUCGAACUGGAUGACCUGCAAAAGAAAGUAGAAUUUUACGAAAAGAUCGAGGAGCAGAAAGUGACGGGCGGAAAAGACACGACAACGACGACGACGACGACGACGGGGCCGAGCAAAAUAUCGUCGGCUCAGAGUUUUACCGAUCUGAAAGAGCUGUUUGGCGAAAGCGCCGCGGCGAAAUAUCGAAGCAUACCGCUGCGCUCGGCCACGGGGCCCGCCAAAGCGGAACAAAUAAGCUGCAACGAUAGCGGCAGAGGAAGAAGCUCUUCCGCCUCGCCGGACGUGGUGGCGAGCACGCGACGAGCGGCCAAGCGCGACGAGCAGCAGCGGCCACGCAGCGCCAGUCCGCGAGCCUCGCCGCAGUACUACUGCUCGUCCUCGGAGAGCCUCGAGAGCCUCUGGCAGAGGUGCGGCUCGCCCGACCCCGAGAAAUACUGGCGCAGCUACCUCAAGCUGGUGCGCGACGGCACGGUCAGACGCUUGCGCGCCAAGUUCGAGAGCCUCGAGGACAUACCCCGUCUGCAGCAGAGGAGGCCUCGGCUGGCCCGCAGGUUUCAGAGCGAUCCCGAGCUAGCGAGAAAUCUCCUCGGCAAAGUUACCGACACCAAGAGGAACUACAUCAAGCCGCAGGAGAUACCGGACGUCGCCUGGCUGCGGAGAAAGUACGAGCUGCCCGCGCGCGCCAGGAAGCGCCGAGGCGGAGUCUCGCCCAUACCCCGAGUGCCCUGGAAGCUCGAGGACCUCACCAUGCCCCACAUCAACGUCAUCAGCAAGACGGCCGAGCUCUACGACUCGGUGGCGCGCAGCAAACCCAGUCCCAGCUUGGACUUGCACAGGGAGGAGGCGAGGGAGCUCGAGGCUCGCCGAGCCGUCAACCGAGUGCGCGAGAUGUUCGAGCGCAGCCUCAGCCCCGAGUCGACCAAAGCUACGUCGAUUCUCGGCGAGAUGUUCACCUCGGCGCCGGACGUGCACGAGCUGCGCGACGUCGCGCCCUAUUUGGCCGGCCAGUGGGUGGCUCAUCGGUACCCGAGCCGAUACGACAAUCCUCGCUCGCUCUCCUCUCCACCGGAUCUGUCGCGCAGCGACUCGUCCAAGAGAUCCAUCUCGCCACCGAGUCGUAAGAAGGCCGGCUCGAGAUCGUCCUCGACGUCUCCAGUGAGGCCCCGGACCCCCGUGUCGAUACUGAAGCAGUCGGCUCAGCAGCAACAGCAACAACAGCAGCGAGACGUCUUCGCCGAUCAGCCCUUCGACCCGAGCAAGCACCGGCCGAGAUUCAGGUAUCAGCCGUCGCCACCGCCGCCGAUUCAGCCGAUCAAAUACGUCAAGCCUGAUUAUUGCUGCCCCAAGUUAGCCGUCCACAGCGCACGGCCGAGCGUCGUCACUUUCGAAGGUCCGCGCGCCAAGUACACGAAUGCACCGCCACCACCACCGCCAAAAGCCCAACAUUCUAGCGGCGAACGCCAAGAAUCACCGAGGCGCUAUGUGGAGGGCGAGGUGACGAUUCAUUACCGCUCGCCAGUGCGCACCGAAGCUAAGGAGCCACUGAGCGAGGAGGAGCUCGCCAGGCGCAGCGCCGAGAAUAUGCGCCGAGUCUAUCAGGAAGAGCGAAGACGCAAAUAUCUUCAGGAGCUGCACGACAUCGAUUCGCGACGCCACACCGACAAUUUCAUUAGCAAAACACCCUCAGAAACGUCGUCUCGUUAUUUGGAUAUCACUUUUGAUCAUAGCUAUAGACCAUCGCAAAAGUCACCUAUACCUCUGAAUCGAUACGACGACUUCGUGGACGAUCUGAGCUAUCGCAGCAGAUCGCAAGAGCAGACGCCUGAGCCUCGCCUAGUGGCACGCGCACUCUACAACUUCAUCGGUCAGUCGCCCCGCGAGCUGACGUUCCGCCGCGGUGAUUUUAUCUACGUCAGGCGUCAGGUCGACAAAAAUUGGUACGAGGGCGAGCACAAUGCCAUGGUUGGACUCUUUCCCUUCAAUUACGUCGAGAUCGUUCCUUUCGAUGAAAUCCGAACUACAACGUUGCCGAAAAAAUCGUACGAAAAACCUUCGUAUGAGGGACAGGCACGAGCCAAAUUUAAUUUCGUUGCCCAAACUAAUCUUGAAUUAUCAUUAACCAAAGGUGAACUGGUCUACUUGCUGCGGAGGGUAGAUGAAAAUUGGUACGAAGGUCGUCUUGGACCUCAUGGACGCAAAGGAAUAUUCCCCGUGUCAUACGUAGAUGUCAUUUGUGAACCUGGCCAAAGACCUGAAACGCCCAUCCAAGGAAAACCCGUGGCUUCUCCAGCUGCUCAUAGUCUCCUGUCCAAUGGCUCAUCCGGUGGUAAGCUCAGUAUGGGACCUCAUCAUUAUACGCCUUCGUUACCAGUUAAUAUUAACGCAACGCAGCCCCACUAUAAUUCACUGCCCCGAGGAGGUACAAAAGUCAACGUAGAGUCACUGAACGAGGCCCUCCACAUCGACACGCACUCCGAACCCAUUCCGUACCGUGCCCUCUACAACUAUCGUCCUCAAAACGCCGACGAGCUCGAGCUGAACGAGGGUGACACCGUGUUCGUAAUGGAGAAGUGCGACGACGGCUGGUACGUCGGCUCGUCGCAGCGCACCGGCUUCUUCGGCACCUUCCCGGGCAACUACGUGGAGCGCUUGUGAGGCUGGGCCCCCGGGAGCCGCGAGCUCUAGCAGCGGGCCCACAUACUGCAGCCACCGCCGGUCGUCGUCGUCGAGCAGCAGCCGCCCCCGAGGCGACGCAGAUCGCGCCUCAUCGAGCGCAUACUCUCGGCUAUAGCGCCCGGCACGGCCAGCUGCACCCGCCCGGCCAAUUAUCGCACCUGAAUUACUCGGGCCGACCACAUCUUUCUGCAUUAUAUAUAAAUAAUUUAUUAUUUAACCUUCUCUAUCCAAAGAUUACAUUUGCACGCGACUUUCUGAUAUUGUACAUUUAUAGAAGUAGAGAUGAAAUUACCGCGAGCAGUGUCUUUCGUUGCUCCAUACUUUUGAGCUCUGCUCCAUGCAAUAAGACAAUUAAGCGCCAUAUCAAAUUAUAAUGAAAAUAAACGUUUGUAAAUAUCGUUAUAAAAGAAUCAAAGCUAUUAUAUACUACUGUCUUCCUGCAGCUUUACAAAAUAACGAGAACCUAUCGCUACGUGAAAAAUAAUUGUAUACAACGCGUUUUGCCAGUUUUAUCUCAUUAUCACUGAGUCGCACGAUACGUAAAUUAAUGACAAAGUAAAAUAGCUCGAAUAAGAAUAUUAUCAAACAAACACGCUUUAGAGACUCAUGAAAACAAAAGCUAAUAUAGUAAGCUAAUGUAAUGCCGCAUCUACCAAAAAUAAAAAAAAAAGAGUAUGAAAUAUUUAGAUGUUACUCGAAUUUAUCGAUUCAUCAGUGUAAGUUUAACUUGUAAGUAGUGUAUGAUAACGUAAUUAAAAGUCAUUCGUAUAGUUAUACCCACUGACACCCCAUAGACAAAUACUUAUUGUUAUGAUAUAAAAAAAUCACAAGGCUUCGUACGUUUGGAUUAUAUAUUAUGAAGGUGGAAAAACAUACUCAUCUGAUUGACAAUAUAUACACAAAUUUUCUAUACAAUUGCGAAAUUUCUUUUUUACCGUAAAUUUUAACAUUUACACUAUUUGCUAA
Trichogramma pretiosum is the source of this 13781-nucleotide messenger RNA. RefSeq lists its product as uncharacterized. The coding region runs from base 57 to 12794 and encodes 4245 amino acids. The record is from RefSeq and is a predicted model, not a curated record. Gene Ontology annotation, molecular function: protein binding. Lineage: Eukaryota; Metazoa; Arthropoda; Insecta; Hymenoptera; Trichogrammatidae. The transcript is spliced from 24 exons.